AUGAAGGCCGAGUACGUCGAGAAACAGAAGGAGUACGAGGCCAAGAAGGCCCGGGCGAAAGCCCUGAAGCUCCGCCUGACAUGCACCAUCUGCGGGACGAACCCGAAGACCUUGCUGAACUGCCCGUACUGCUCGACAGCGUGUCAAAGAAUCGACUGGCGCGACCGCGGCCACCGCAAGGCGUGCAAGAAGAUCCGAAACGAGCGCGCGGCGGAGGCGGCGCGGGCCGAGGCCCCGACGCCGGAGCCGCCCCCGAAGGAGAAGGAGAUCUUCUACGGCCCCGCGCCGCGGUCGCACGCCGACGAGGUCCGCGCGCGCAUCGCCGCGGAGCACGAGGCGGCCCGCGUGCGGCGCGAGGCGAACCCGGAGCCGGAGCCGUAUUCGGCGCGGUUCGGGGCGCGGUGCCCGAUCUGCAUGGAGGAAUGGGACGUGAAUGAGGCGACUGCGCUUCGUAGCUGCUGCUGCCGGAGGGUCUGCGAUUCAUGCGAUGACAAGAUCAUCAACGCCAAGAUGCCGUGUCCACUCUGUCGUUUGCCGUUUCCUUCAGAUAAUGCGGAAUAUCUUGCUCGGCUUCGUCGUCACGCGAAGAACGAGGUGCCGGAGGCAGUCGGGCUUUUGGGAAGUUGUUACCGCCAGGGUACGCACGUCACGAAAUCGGAGAAGAAGGCCGUGAAACUCUACAAGCGCGCCGUGGAGCUCGGGGAUUCGAUGAUGGGCAAGCCGCGCGGCAUGCGCGGCAUCGUCUGCAUACUCCUCAUCGGCAGCGCCGAUGCGCUCGCAGCGACGUUGGCACCGCCGGCGACCAAGGCGAUCCCGCCGAAGCUGCACGCCUCCACGGUGCGCGAGCCGCUGCUGGACCAGUACCGCGACUUCGAGGCGCUGCGCGAGGUCGAGUUCAGCCGCGAGUCGUUGCAGCGGUUCUUCCGGACGCGGCCGCACCUCGUGGUCAACCGCUUCUCGUCGGUCGCGUGGACGCUGCGCAAGGCGCAGGAGGAUUGGGACGCGUCCGGCGGCCUCAAGCGGGGCGAGAAGAGCGCCGAGUUCGACCCGACGACGCUCGCGGGCAACGACGUCGGCGGCCGCGGCGCCCGCCUCUGCGCGGCGCUGAGCUCGCUCGGGCCCGUGUCCGUGAAGCUGUCGCAGACGCUGAGCCAGCGGCCGGACAUCGUCGGCGACGAGGCGGCAGUGUCGCUGAAGGCGCUGCAGACGCAGAACGUGCCCUACGACGACGAGAUCGCCUGGGCCAUCGUGCGCGAGGACCUGGGCUGGCGCGGGCCCAUCGCGCCGGGCGUCGGGGACGGCGACGGCGCGCCGCUCUUCGCGGCCAUCACCCCCGAGCCCAUCGCGCCGGGCGUCGGGGACGGCGACGGCGCGCCGCUCUUCGCGGCCAUCACCCCCGAGCCCAUCGCGACGGCGUCCCUCGGCCAGGUCUACAAGGCGACGACGCACGACGGCCGCGAGGUCGCCGUCAAGGUCCAGCGGCCCGACGCCAUGGAGAUCCUGUCGAAGGACUACCAGUGCUUCCUCCUGGCGCUCUCGGCCGUCCAGCUCUCGUGGGCGCUGUCCGCGGGCGCGUUCGAGGCGGACCUCAAGCUCAUCGUCGACCGCGUCGCCGCGGACAUCUACGACGAGCUCGACUACCGCAAGGAAGCGGAGAACGGCCGCGACUUCGAGGCGAGCCUCGAGUUCCUGGGCUUCGUGCGCACGCCCGAGGUGCUCGACGAGUACACGACGCGGCGCGUGCUCGUGACGGAGUGGGUCGCGGGCCACCACCUGAGCAAGCUCCCCGCGGAGGAGGGCCUGAAGAUGACGCGCAUGGCCGUCGAAGCCUGCACGGCGUCGCUCGUGCUCACGGGCUACGUCCACGCGGACCCCCACGAGGGCAACCUGAUGCUCGGCGACGACGGCAAGCUCGUGUUCUUGGAUUUCGGGUUGAUGUCGUCGGUGGACCCGGACAUCAUGGAGGCCUUCGCGCGGGGCAUCCAGGCGUGCCUGGCCGAGGACUACGCGGGCCUGGCCGUGUGCUUCCGCGACGUCGGGUUCCUGACGGACCCCGUGCAAUACCGCGCGGACCCCGCGAAGGAGCCCUUCGCGCCCGCGCCGCGGGCCGCCGACGGCUCCGACCCGCUCUUCCCGGAGUUCGUCGACGCGCUGACGGACGCCAUGGAGACCGUCGAGGGCGGCACGAGCCGCUUCGGCGCGCUGGCGACGGUCCUGAACCAGGUCCUGGCGCCGAACUGGAAGAUGUUCACGCCGCCCUACGUGCUCCUACUCGUGCGCACGUUCCUCACGCUCGAGGGCAUCGCCGCGGAGGUCGAUCCCAACUUCAACAUCUACGAGAUGUCGCUGCCCUGGGCCGUGCGGCGGUCGCUCGCGCCGUCGUCGGCCGCGGGCGUCGACGCGCUCCGCGCGACGCUGCUCACGCCGGAGAACCGCGUCCAGUGGCGGCGGCUCCUGGACCUCGUGCCCACGGAGGCCGCGGAGGCCGCGGCGGCGGAGAAGACGGCGUCGACGGAGCAGGCCAAGCAGGAGGCCAUGAACGACGCCGUCGGCUCGCUCCUCGGGUCGCCGCGCGGCGCCGCGCUCCGCCAGGUGCUCAACGAGGUCGACCUCAACGACCUGCUCGCGCGCCUGCGCUCGAGGGAGGGGCGGCCGCUCCGGCGCGCCGCGUCCGAGGCCCUCGGCGCCAAGGUCUCGGACAAGCUCUUCAGGCGCGACGCGCCCCCCGAGGACGCCGUCGCCGUCGCGGACGCGCGGCCCGUCUCGGCGCGCGCGCUCCGCAUCCGCGCGCGCGAGAACCAGUGGAAGGGCAAGGUCGCCAGGCUCCUCGUCGGCAGCCACCUCAAGCGCCAGCUCCGGAGCGGCUUCCGCGGCCUCCUCGCCUUCGGCACGCUCUCUUGGCUCGCGGUCUGCGGCCUGCCGAGCGACGGCGCGCCGGACUGCCCUGGCUCGCCGUACACGGAGGCGGCCUGCGGCCACGCGCGCUGCUGCUGGAAGGACGACCGCUGCGUCGCGCCGGGCCAGGCGUCCGCCGGCGACGACCUCGCGACGCUCCAAUUCUUCGGCGGCGACCAGGCGCCGGCGCAGCUCGGCGCGCUCCGCGGCGGCGUCGCCGCGGCGACGGACGACGUCGUCGCCGUGACGUCGCUGACGUUCCCGCCGAUCUUCGGCGCGGGCGGCGGCGGCGCCAGCGGCGCGGCGUUCCCGCGCAACCUGGCCUUCGGCGGCGCGAAGCCAGCGCUCCGAACGAUCCGCUGGCGGCCCCACGAGCUCGUGCGCUCCGGCGAGGUGCUCGUGGACGGCGUCACCAUCGACGUCACGUCGACGGUCCGCGUGGGCUUCAACGCCACGCAGGUCCGCCUCGACUUCACGAACCCGACGGACGCGCCCGUCGACGUGUCCAUCGAGGCGGAGUUGGUCGCCGAGGUCCAGUGGUUCGAGGCGACGGGCUGGGAGCAGCGUCCUGUGGCCGUGACGAGCUGGGAGUGGGGCCACCCCGGGCCGCCCACGGACGCCGGGAGCUACGCCGCGACGCUGAACGGCUCGUCCGCGCGGUCCUGCGACGCGCGACCCCUGCGGCCCGUGCUCUUCCUCGAGGACUGCGACGCCGACGAGCCGCGGCAGCGCUGGUCCGGCGCGCUCUUCGACGGUGGGAAUUCGACACUCCAGAACGCGGCGACGGCCUCGUGCCUCUCGAACGCGAGCGCGCAGCCCCUCAUGAUGGCCGACGGCUGCGGCGCGGGCGCCGGCGAGUUCGCCUUGAAGGGCGGAUCCAUCGUCGCCGCGGAGACGGGCCUCUGCCUCGACGCGAUCCACGGCUUCAACUACACGGACAUCGGCCAGUACGGCUGCCACGCGCGGGACUCGUCGGACUUUCCCCACCAGCAGUUCCGCUACGACGGCGGUUUACUGAUCAACGAAGCGACGCGCCAAUGCGUCGCGACGUCGCGCGCGCCCCCAAAGCGCGCGUGCGCGGGCAUGGCCGCGGCGGCGUCGGACGCGCCCUGCGAGCUCUCCGCCGCCGCUGGGGCCGCGAAGGUCGCGUGCGCCGUGUCCCUCGACGAGCACUUCCCGUCGGGCUGGGUCGCGUUCGUGCUGGACGUCGGGCUCGAGGACGACGCCGUCGAGGCCGACGCGGCGGCGGCGGCCGCCGAUUUCCCCAAGGCGUUCGACGCCGCCGGCGCGGGCUCCGAGGCGUGGUGGGCGUCGCUCUUCGAGCCCGACGGUGCGAGUUACCCCGGCAACCUGCCGGUCCUCGAGACGGACGACGCGGAGCUCCUGCGGACGUACUACGGCGCGCUGCUGUCCUUCGGGGCCGUGUCCCAGACGACGCCGGCGGGCGAGACCGUGUACCGGAGCGUCGGGACGACGGCGGGCGCCACGGCGCUCUACAUGUGGGACACGGGCUACUCCUCGGACGUCUGGGCGCUCCUCGACGCGCCCGCGGUCGCGGACGUCGGCGCGCUGUUCCUCGGCGCGGAUCUGGACCACAACAACGUGCUGGACAUCCUCACGCGGCGCGGCGCGGGCAAGUACUACGCCUUCAGCCGCUACGCGACGUUCCUCACGCUGCGGGCCGCCGUCGCGCUCGGCGGCGCGGACGUCGCCGUCGACGCGCUCGACGGCCUCGCGACGGCCUACCUGGCGUUGCCCCAGCUCGACGGCGGCAUGCCGGACUACGGCGCGUCGCCCGACGGCUUCCUCGAGUGCGUGCCGACCUACGUCCACGGCGUCGCGGCCUUGGGCGCCGCGAACGCGUGGAUGCUCCGCGAGACCGCGGCGCUCCACCGAAAAGAGGGCAACGGAACGCGAGCGGCGUAUCUCGAGCAGCUGGCCGCGGCGGCGUCGAACGCGACGCUGGGGCUCCUCGUCGAGGACGGCGGCUACUUUGAAGCGCGCUAUCCGAACGAGACCGUGCCCGUGCGCACGUGCCUCGACUUCAUCCACGUCGGCACGUCCAUCCCCGGCGACGUCGACGCCGGCGCGCGAAAAGCCAUGCGCGGCUUUUUUGAUGAAGAGCUCCGCACGCCGGGCUGGAUGCGGGCGCUGAGCCUGGACGACGCAGCGGCUCCCGACUCGGACCGCGCGGACCACGGGCCCCGCGGCGCCUGGGACGGCUGGGUCGGCCUCUCGGCGACGGCGCUGGGCAACCUCGGCGACUAUGCGGGCGCCCUGGACCUGCUCCGCGACGCCGGCGGCGUCCUGUCCGAGGGGCCUUUUGGCCAGGCGCACCGCGUCUACGGCGACAACAACACGGAGAUGGUCCGGCCGCCGCGCAAGGGCGGCGACCAGGCCUACCUGGCGACCUGCGGGGUCACGCUCGCGUCGGCGGUGAUCCGCACGCUCUUCGGCUUCGACCCGCCGGUACAGGGCGCGGCGGACCCGGCCGCGCUCCUCCGCGACGCGCGGACGCCCCGCGGCUUCGACGGCGUCCUCCGCCGCGUGCCCUACCGCGGCGCGCUCUACGACAUCAAGAGCCGCAAGGACCGCGGGCUGGAGAUCGCGCCGUCGUCGGCGUAG
Aureococcus anophagefferens is the source of this 5520-nucleotide messenger RNA. RefSeq lists its product as hypothetical. Gene Ontology annotation, molecular function: protein kinase activity; protein binding; ATP binding. Gene Ontology annotation, biological process: carbohydrate metabolic process; protein phosphorylation. The coding region runs from base 1 to 5520 and encodes 1839 amino acids. The transcript is spliced from 10 exons. NCBI's taxonomy places the organism in Eukaryota, Pelagophyceae, Pelagomonadales, Pelagomonadaceae. The record is from RefSeq and is a predicted model, not a curated record.